Rhineura floridana is the source of this 4257-nucleotide messenger RNA. It is a transcript of the gene TMEM204, whose product is annotated as transmembrane protein 204. The record is from RefSeq and is a predicted model, not a curated record. The transcript is spliced from 3 exons. Lineage: Eukaryota; Metazoa; Chordata; Lepidosauria; Squamata; Rhineuridae. The coding region runs from base 820 to 1500 and encodes 226 amino acids.
UUCACAUCUGACUACGGUGGCAGUGGCUCUGUUUGUUGCAGUCGGCUACGCCCUGAGGCUCACCAAAAACAGCCACAAAAACAUCCAUUUCCUCUCUAUUGAGAGAUAGGAGGAAAAAACUUCCUUGCAGCAGAGGUUCUGCUUUCCUGCUUCUGCCUUGCACGUCUCUGACAUUUGUAGAAGAACAGGGGCAGCAGAACAGAUUUCCUUGGAAUACACUAGCCUUCCAGGGCUCCUUGGGGAUAAGUGUGCAUUUUUGCUCAGAAUUUGUCUUGGCGUCCAGAAUGAAAUUCUACUGCAUUUGUGGGAUGUUCUGAAUUUGGGCGGCUAUAAACCAAUUUGAGAGCGCUUGCUGCCUGACUCCUAUGCAGAUCUCAGUCUCCUCUCACAGCUGUGCUCCAGAAGGUUGAGGCAAGAGGAACCAUUUGCAGGCAUUUUAGCCUCCGCUGUCCAAGAACGCAACUUUUUGCAGAGUUGGCAAAAAGAAUGAACCUCCUUGUCUUUCAGCUCUUCACCAGCUUGGCUCUGCUCAAAGUGCAAGAAGGUGGAUAAGGCGCCACUUGGAAAAGACAGCAUUCUGGAACCCUUGCUUCCACACUUUUUCUAUGGAUUUCUCCUUCUUUCUGCCUAGCCAUUCUUUAUGCGAUCAGAAACACCCGAGCAACUGACUUUGAGAAUGAAUGGUGAUGUUCUCUAGCCAUUCAUAACAUCAUCCUGUGCCUGCCUUCCAUCUGCAGUCUUAAUUCAAUGUACUGUAGCUGACUGGGACUCUUGGAUCUUCUACAAAGAGAGGCUGCCAGCAGUUGAUGACAGUCAGAUAUGACUGUCCAGAAACUGGUAGCCACAGCUGUGUUGGUAGCUCUGGUCUCACUUAUUCUCAACAACGCCGCUGCCUUUACCCCCAACUGGGUGUAUCAGACCUUGGAGGACGGGCGUAAACGCAGUGUGGGGUUGUGGAAGAUGUGCUGGCUGGCAGAGAAGGGAAGAGGAGGUAUGGGCACAGGUGCCAGGCAUGGGCAAGGGGCGGAGCGUGAAUGUGAAUCCUUGGGCUGGGGUUCGGAGCCAGCUGGGUUCCAAGAAUCUCGUAGCACUGUGAAACUGCAGUUUGACAUGAUGCGGGCCUGUAACAUGAUUGCCACCGUGGCUUUGACAGCUGGUCAGCUCCUCUUCGUGUUGGGAUUGGUAGAUCUGUCCAUAAUCUCCCAGGAUACCCAGUGGUGGGAAGAAGCCAUAGCUGCUGUGUUCCAGCUUGCCAGUUUCGUUCUGGUCAUUGGGCUAGUGACCUUCUAUCGUAUUGGACCCUAUACCAGCCUCUCCUGGUCUUGCUACCUGAACAUUGGGGCUUGUCUUCUGGCCACACUGGCUGCUGCCAUCCUCAUUUGGAACAUCCUUCACCGGCGGGAAGACUGCAUGGCACCUCGAGUCAUUGUUAUCAGCCGCACCCUGACUGCUCGCUUCCGGCGCGGUCUGGAGAAUGACUAUGUUGAGUCACCAUGUUGAGAGUGCAUGGGUGAAAAGGGGGGAGACACUUUCAGAGAAAACGUCUUUCAAAAUGGAUUGCUUUCUAUACAGAUACCAUGUAAUUUAAACACUGAAGAAAAUCACUUUCACUUUUCAAUUAAAGAAGCUAACACUAUUAUUUGGAUGGGUUGUAUCUAUAUACAUGAGUACGUUAUACACCAACUCUCCUCUCUGAUGUACAGUGUAAAAUAUUAACAGCUCAACCAUCCUGAUAGAACUUCAGUCAAAAGUCAGGGAUAUGUAGGGCAGCCACUUAUGUGCCAAACCCCAAGAAAUGCAUCACCAAAAGAGGACAAAGAUUUGUGUAGCAUUUAUGUCUGCUAAUUUAUAUGUAUAGAGGCAAAUUUAAAAAUAAUUACAAUAAUUUAAAUAGAAACACAAUCCAUCUCACCAUAGUGGGGAACAAGAUGGUGAUCUGUGUGCCUGCUUGGUCUGCUGUUCAGGUGCUAACUGUUGAUGGGCAGCAACUUAAAAGCCUUCCCUGUUCUCUCUCCUUAUGGUUCUUUAUCUUUAAACCUGACACAGACCAGAAAGCCUUUCAAACAGAGGACACCUUUAAGUAAAGGACUGUCAUCUGAAAAGUUGGACACAUGGCCACUCUAGGGGGAUUCAAACUGUGACACAGCUACACUAGAUGAGUUUUGUGGGGAUAUGGAAACAGGGAAGGUAAUCCAAUAUUUCAAGCUCAAGCUCAUUUUAGAGAAAGUUGUCCUGCACUCUAAUGACAGAGAAGCAAGCUCAAGGACUUAGUUACAGAAAUUGUCCUUUUUUGGAACCAACAACAUAAGAAGCAUGAAAGAGAAGAUGACAAUUUGCCUUGUGUCACAUUUUCAUCCAUGUCAUACAAUUAAUAAUGCUUUCAUAAAACAUCCUUUAUAUCAAAGAGACAAACAUCCAAAACUGCAGGGGCAUCCAAUUUGGCGGGAACAAUUAUUUCUAUGUCAUAAGUUGGCAAAUGCUACAAACCCCAAAACUACUGGCAUAAUUCUAGCAUUUAUAAGGAAUGGCAACAAGAUAUUUUUUAAAAAGUUUAAGAUUUCAAGCGUCUUCUCUAAAGUAUAUAUUUCAGAACGCUUUGCCUACCAUUAAAUUGUUGAUAAAGGACACCAAAAAACCUAUACCUUGUAACGUGAUCCAUGUACAUAGUUAUGUCAAUAAACAGAGCAAGACUAUUUAGUUCCUGUCUUUAUCACCCCUAAACAAUUUACUCAAUUAAAAAGUGACUACUGGGCAUUUUCAUAUUUGACACUGAUUUACAAGAUUCACUUAUGGGUGUUUAAGAUGCUAAGUCAAAUAUUGAGAUAUAAACUACUGAAUUUAUUUGGAAGCGCAGGUGUUGGGUGGAAAAUACUCUUCAUUGAAUUUACUCAAGAUAAACGUUAUUCUUUCUUUAUCCAAUAGGGGUGCAACAAACUUGCCUUGUAACACUCAAAAAUCUGUUUGAUGUACUACUGAAAUAUUCAUUGUCAAAUGGCCGGAUCCAGGAUACAUGGGAGAGAACAAGGUGGGAGAAGCAGGAAGUGACAUGUAAGUCACGUGAAAUGGUAGAUGAUGCAAUGUUAUCAAAGGCACAGUCACACACACACACACAGAGAGAGAGAGAGAGAGAGAGAGAGAGAGAGAGAGAGAGAGAGAGAGAGAGAGAGAGAGAGAGAUCUGGAUGACAGAGCUGUGAACUUACAUAUUUACUGUCUCUUUCUCAGAGACUUUUUUAAUAUAUCUGUUUGAAAUCUGUGCUUUAAUUUUUGGUUUUCACCAGCUCUCCCCCUCCCCACCCCCCGAUUUCAUUUUCUUCAUGAAGGAAAUCAUCAAGCUGGCUCUUGAAGUUCAUUAUAAUGUAAUUUGGAUGCCAAAUGAGCCACAGCCAGGUUUGUCACUUAAGCCCAAACACUACAGAACAAAUGUGGACAAUUUAAUGCCCAUAGCAUGCAUGCAGUUCUUGAGGAACUGUAUUUUUCAGUCCAUAGAUGAAGACUAGAAUACUGAGAACACCAACUCUUGUUUAAAAAAUAAAGUUUCUAGCUCUAAGUGAUGCAAAUAAUACAUAUCAAUACAUAACGGUACUGAACUCAUUUUUUCUUCAAAACAGCCAUGGGUGUAAAUUCACUCAUCUUUAGGCUAAUCAGCUGUUUUUCAUGUUAAAACAUAAAAAUCCUAUAUCAGAGUAAGAGUACUAAAGAAUAAGUGCAGAAUAUGCUUUAACCAUUGCCUGGCAUCUCCAGUACCAUGAAAGUGAUAUAUAAAAUUAUUUGAGACAACUAAGGCUGCAGUCCUGUGUACACUUACUUAGGAGAAAGUCCCAAUGAAUGCAAUGGGUCUUACUGCUCACUAAACAUGUAUAGGACUGUACAGUAAAUAAUGCACAUUAGAACCAUGUAAAUGAAAAUUGUAUGGGCAACUGUGUGUUGGAACAAAUCGUCCAUUCCUGCAGUUGAAUUCCCACCCUAUUCCACAACAAGCCCCAGAACUCUUUAACAUGGACUUGGAAGGCUAUCUCCCUAAGACUACACAGAAUGAUCACAUUACCAAAAACUGGGCUUUGUUUUAAAAUUUGCCUGGCUUGCUUUCUGGAAAAGCUCUGUAUGCUGAAAAUUAAAAUAUGCUCUAAUUAACUACUGUUUUUAAAAACAAAAUAAAAUAUUGGAAUAUUUAAGACAUGUUAUUUCUGCUAAUAUUACAAUAACCAUAUUAUAAUAAUGUGAAAUUAAAAACAAAUGGUGGCUCUGGGGCCAGUUC